UUGAGCUAUAUAAAUCAUGAAAUUUUCUACUCCUAUUCAGGCAAGUUCUUCAAUUGAGUAGGUUGUACAAAUAGUGAAUUUACAUAGCCGUUUUCUUUCCGGACGGAAGGAAUGCAAAGUUCUCCCUACUGUUGACCAAGUCGCCCACCAACCGCACCAAAGGGAUAAGGCUCCUCAGAUAUUUUUCAGGAAAAAGUAGACAUCUGAUAUUUUCUCUCCAGGUUUCCGUACAAUGCAUGGAAAUAAAUGAGCCAAAAGCAGAGGAAGGAAAAAUAUCUUCCAAUCUCUUCUCACACUUUUUAAAGAGUUUCUCGAGAAAAAGAAAGAAGAAGAGAUCAAAGAAAAAGAGAGACAAAAAUGGAGUGUUGCGGGAGGCCAAACAGGAGCGAUGUUCAUUUGACCCAGGAGGAAGCCGCGAGAAUUGAGGAGGAGACGAGAGACUACUUCGAUGGAAUUGCUCCUAAGCGUCACGCCAAACCUAGCCGCAGUGAACAUUCUUCUCAAUACGUUGAUCCUCCCUCCGAUCGCCAGCAUGAAGACAUUCCUGAAUUUCUUAAGUUCCAACACCUCGAAAACGAUCCUCAGAAACUGGUUUACAGUGGGAGUGAAGUAACAGAGGAGUUUGUGGAGACAGAGUAUUACCAGGAUCUCAAUUGCAUUGACAAGCAACACCACACGACAGGAACUGGUUUCAUCAAAAUGGAGAAUGCAGACGGCAAAAGCUUCAAUCUGGCGGCUAAUUCUGCAACCUGCUGCCAGGCCUCUUGCAAGGGAAACCCAGCGACUAAUGACUGGAUUCCAGCUGCUGCUGAUAAGGUAGCUUUCUCUUCUGAUAAGCCAAACAGGAGCGAGAACUGAGAGGGGGAGCCGGGAGGGGUUAUGGAAAAUUAAGAAUAAUUGAACCCGUGGCUCGAUAUCGUCCCUUCUAUUGAAUAAACUAGAUGUUAUUCUCCUUCUCUGCAUUUUGUUGUGGCAUUGUAGACUUCAUGUUAUUUGUUGUUGUCUCUGCAUUUCAUUGUGAACGUGUUGGGUUUUCAGGGUUUAUAAUAAGGUUGUAAGUGGAUUAUGUUAUUUGGCAAUCUCAGUCUCAGAUGCUUUUGGAUUUUCAA
Vitis vinifera (wine grape) is the source of this 1109-nucleotide messenger RNA. RefSeq lists its product as uncharacterized. The coding region runs from base 358 to 858 and encodes 166 amino acids. The record is from RefSeq and is a predicted model, not a curated record. NCBI's taxonomy places the organism in Eukaryota, Viridiplantae, Streptophyta, Magnoliopsida, Vitales, Vitaceae. The transcript has 4 exons.